AUCAUUGAUGGAGCUAUAGCUCUAAGUCUUGAUAAUAAAAUCAAAGAAGGUUACAAAUUCAUAGUUAAUAACUAUAAUCCUGGUGAUGAUAUAUGGCUUUUUGGUUUUAGUCGUGGCGCUUACACUGCGAGAUGUAUUGCUGGAAUGAUAAGAAAUUGUGGAGUACUGAAAGUUGAUAGAGAAAUCAAAUCUGAACAGGUUGAUAAACGUGCUGAUCUCGCUUACGAUAUAUAUCGUAAUAGAGAUGCGGGUCAUAGCCCGGAAGGAAAAGAAUCUGAAGAUUUUAAAAAUACAUUCAGUCAUCCUGAACCUAAAAAACAAAUUAUAAAAUUCCUUGGACUUUGGGAUACUGUUGGCGCUUAUGGUUUACCCGCUUAUGCAAUUGGUGAAGGUUUUAAAUAUUUGGAAUUUUAUGAUCAAUCUGUACCUAGUAUAGUUAAAUUUGCUUGUCAAGCUUUAGCCAUUCAUGAAAAAAUUGCUUUCUUUGAACCUUGUCAUAUAAAUUCGAAUAAUUCUGGUACUAUUGUAAAAGAAACUUG
Messenger RNA from Rhizophagus irregularis DAOM 181602=DAOM 197198, 539 nucleotides. RefSeq lists its product as uncharacterized. The record is from RefSeq and is a predicted model, not a curated record. Lineage: Eukaryota; Fungi; Glomeromycota; Glomeromycetes; Glomerales; Glomeraceae.